CCCGUUAUAGUCAGGACGGUACACGAGCGGAUCAUCGAUAGUUUCACUCCCAAAAUGUACGCGCAUCCUACCAACCAGAAGAUUCUCCGUGACUAUUCGACGCUGUGGAGCGACAUUAUUCAUCAGACCAAUGGGCAUACGCCAACCUAAGCGUCAUCUCAUUGCGAAGACGCUAAGAACGUUUCUCACGUAGAGUAUGUUUCUCUCGGUCUCGAAAGCUGCUCGUCAGGAAGGACUUCUCUUCACCCUUCUGUCUCAACAACAAUGACAAGUCUUAACAUCUUAUCUGUGACACUAGACUUGUGGCUCGUGUUGCGACAGUGGAAUCCAUCGGAUGACCACCCUUGACGUUCCCUGGUGCCAGAGGUGGGUUGCCGCACGCGAACAACCCAAAUGCUGUUGGUUUACGUGUUUACGGUUGUUUUGCUGCUUGAGACAUCAAACAGUAAUGACGGUUGCACUCUGGUCCGUUAUCUCAUGCACCACACGCCUCGAGUAUUUCUGUGUGAGUCAUGCUGCAACAGCUUCACACAUUAUGUUCUACAUCGACCAGACUAACUGUGGCCCCUGUUUUUCAAAAGCUGCGUUGGCAACGGAUCUUUGGCGAGCAGUUGAUGUGCAUGUCACUUUUACAGCGCUGUCGUAGGCUUGUUCGCGAUCUUUGGCGAGAUGAUUAUUAUUUGGGCUUGUCUGGAAGUUUGUUGUAAGCCUCAACAGUGAGCACGUUUCUGCUUUGUUAUUUCUAGGGGAAUACUGCACUGCACCUCCCUCAUCAUCCCCGCACCUGCACAAACCUUGGGUCUGCCACAACAUCAUCGAGCAGUAGCUGAGUAGAACACAGAAGGACGAAAAGGCUGCAGCCCUUUGGAUCCGGCUUCCUACAUGGCACUCCUUCCCAGGCCGGCACGCCCUGCUUAGCAAGGUGGGGAAGUGGUAAAUGUUCAUUCAAGCCACUUCUGUGCGUCGCUACAGUCAUUUCGUUUGGCCGAGUUCACGCCCUGGUUUUCUGGGCUUCUUUGUCAACAGGCUUUGGUCCUCACAUCCACUGCACGGUAGCCGGUGGCGCGUGCGGCGGAGGAUGCGGGCACUGUGGUGAGGCGGGCCCAAUUGCAAUUGCGUGCGAUCCCAGGGGUCCAGCCGUUGUCGGCUGCAUGUCCGGUGGCCAAUGCUGUCCACCUGUGGGCAUCCCAAUCACUCCUGGAUGCUGUCCAGUUGACGGUGGAGGCUGUGACCGAGUUGGUGGCAGUCUUCGCGCUACUUCUGGGCCGGUCGCCAAGAAAAGAGCAGGUGCAAAACGAGAAAAGGUCGAAAAGGCCACGUGGUUGUUGAAACUGACACUCACUCGAGUAGCAGCAGUAGUGACGACGAGUGCGUUCCAGCCAUUCGGACACACGUUCUCGGCGCUCGUAACACACGAAGCCGGCCUUCUAGUCCUCGGCGUCGAGCCUGCUCUCCCUCGAGAUGUGCGUCUCCUACACCUGACCCAGAGGUCGGCUGCCAACGGCAUCGCAGCUGCAGUUCCUCGCCUUCUCCACACCCACCCUGGCGCCGUCGCCCUGCUCGUCCCCUGCCACAUCGCCGGCCACCAUCUCGACGCCCGCCUUCUGGUCACAGACCUCGGCACCCUGCCCACUCUCCCGCUCCGCCUCUGCAGAGACCUAGGCACACCUCUCAGUCUCCACCUCCUAGCUGUCGCCACAAAGGACCGCCGCCUUCCUCAGGCGAGAGACGAUCCAGCCGUUGUCGUUCUCCGCACCCACCAAACAGACGCCACCGAGCUGCCUCAGCUGAAACACCAUAUCGGCACGCGAGACGGAGGCCGAGACCGUCUCACGGUGACCCGCCGCCGCCUCCCGGUGGACCACAGGGACAUCCGCACAAGCAUCCGUUUCGUAGCCACUCGAAACCUGUCGGGUCCAGAGGGAGAAGCAGCCACGCUUAUCCUAGAUCCCUGUCCCCACGCCCGCGCGGACCCCCCGGGGGUGGGCGACGCUUCAUCGGAAGCAGCCCGCUGCCCGCCGAAACCCCACACUACAGCUGUGAGGCUGUGCCAUAUUCCCCCGCAAUCUACCCCGCAACACCUUCUGUCUCACCUUUCCCCACUCGAGCACUUCCUCACUAUCGAGGCUACACACUCCCAGUGUCACCGCCGCUCAUACAGCGUCCCCACCAGCCGUUGCCCCACGGUCCUGUGAUGUCAUUCUCUCCUCGACCUCCACCGGUCUUGAAUGGCAAGUACCCUUGGGCGCUGGGCAUCAACAGAGAGCCACUCGUUCUCCCUCCUGCAGUCCGGCUACCCAGACAUCCUUUUCUGACCACGAUAUGAUAAGGGCCUUGGUCCUCUCACCUUGUAGGUUACUGAGGAGAGUAUUUGGAGAUGCCCGAAAGAAAGGAGCAACAACAAGAGAAAAAACGCACCCCCUAGGCCCCCCUAGACCUGUUUCCCGACCGACUGCCGUGCCUCGAAUUUGAGCGGGAGGUGCACUUUCGAAAUAGUCGAUAUUCGGUGUUUACCUGUAGCAUGUGCUAGUACGUAUUUCCCUCGAAAUACACGGAAAGUGUCACCUUUUACUUCCUGUUUUUCGGGUUUGCGGAUUCAUCAUCGCACUUGUACCAACGUUUCGCUUCUCUCAUGUUAUAUAAACACGCCUCUAUAGCUUCAAGUUCCUCGUCACGCUGUGAUCUCUACCCCAUUUGCUUCAUGGUGUACUGCGGGCUUCCACGUGGGUGUCACCGGUUUCACUCGCUUCUCCUGCCUAGAAAGAACUUAGUCCUUCUCUUGACUCCCAUUCUUCGGGAACUUAUAUUUUUGCCGCGCGGGCAUUGUAGCGUUGCAGUUUUGCGUUCGUCUCUUAUGGCCGAGCUUGUAGGACUGCGACACGUCACAGCGGCUGGACCUCGUGUGAAAAACAAGGAAACUUAAGUCAGAAUUCAAAAUCCACACAUCAGGACAAAUCCAAGCUAUGGCGUGCCGUCCACGUUUCACCGAAGCACCACAGGCGCACCGUUACCGCAUAAAAAAUUGAUAAACAUUUUCCAAAAACGCUACUUUGAACCCACUUUUGAAGAAUCAGACCGUAGGCCGUCGUCGGUGCCAGGCCAGCUGUUCUUACAGAGCUUCCGCUACUCCUCGGAUCCCGUGUAGGCUUGAGUGAAAUAAAACGCAUGCGUAUAGACAGUUUACUGAACGUAUAUGAUACGUUCCGUGGCAGCAGCUAGAAUACGCACACACACCCACACAUCUGUUUUCCCCUCUAAAACUGAGAAACGCAAGUGUUUCUCCUUGUCCCUGUUUCACCACCUACCCAUAUAGAAUUCACCCGCAUGUGC
Messenger RNA from Toxoplasma gondii ME49, 3330 nucleotides. RefSeq lists its product as hypothetical. The coding region runs from base 1152 to 2195 and encodes 347 amino acids. The transcript is spliced from 2 exons. The record is from RefSeq and is a predicted model, not a curated record. NCBI's taxonomy places the organism in Eukaryota, Apicomplexa, Conoidasida, Eucoccidiorida, Sarcocystidae.